AUGUCAUUGUUUUUUGUCUUAGAAGACUAAUAGAAUGAGAUUAUUAUUGAGACCCUAAUAUUUAUUUCAAUUUGUUUGGUUCUAAUUUUAUAGCUUACAAAGUAAUAAUAAUUUAUAGCUCUAGAUUUAGAUAGUGUACUAAAUAGAAAACAAUAUAUGAAUAAUGCUAUAUAAAAUAGUCUCUAUAAGAGUUUGAAUAAAAUAAAUAAUAGCUAACAAAAUAUCAUAUGGAAAAAUUGCAUGAGGAUCCUAAGUUUAAAGAAUGGCAAUAAUCAUCAAAAAAGAGUUGA
Messenger RNA from Paramecium pentaurelia, 290 nucleotides. The record is from the annotation of a GenBank genome assembly. Lineage: Eukaryota; Ciliophora; Oligohymenophorea; Peniculida; Parameciidae.